AAUUAGGAAAACAGUUUAAUUUGACUGUGGACAGAUAAAACUCCCGGUUCCUCUGCCGCCUACACUGGGCGUAGAUUUGGCAAAUUCUGGGGUGGGGUGGAGGAGCGGUGGCAGACAGUAUUCCUUUCAGAGAACAAGGCCUCCACCCUAGGAAUAAUUUUUCUUAACAAAAAAAUCUGGGAGUAUGAGAGGGAGAACAAAAGAAAAUAGCAUCGUAUUUGUUCUUCCAGCAGUUUUGUCGGUUUUAUGGGAGUGGUUCAUGAGUGAAGGCGGUCAUAAGGGGAGAGCCCCUCAUCCCACUUCGGAAGAAAGGGAAUCCUCGGGGAGCUAGGCUCCUCUCGGUUGCUCGGGAGACAAAGAAGGAGGAGGAGAGACAGAGAGAGAGAGAGAGAGAGAGAGAGAGAGAACGUGGAGGGGGACAAAGAAGGAAGACUGUACAGAGGCCAGGAUUAUGUAUGUGAGUUCCUUACUUUUGUUGCUUGUGGCUCGAGGACUAGCAAGGAGCUGUCCAGCCCCUUGUACCUGUUGGAAUAAGGUGUCGGACUGCAGUGAUAAGGAAUUGGUCACGCCUCCUUUUGGGUUGCCCUUGCACAUGACCAAUCUCAGUCUGGCUCACAACAAAGUUCUCUCCCUGCCUCUGGGCUACUUCUCCUGCUACACCGAACUCAUGGUUCUCGAUCUACGCAACAACUCCCUCAGCGACCUACCGGUUGGCCUGUUCCGGCCCUUGGUGAAGCUGACCUACCUGGACCUGAGUUACAACAAUCUGAGCCGACUCACCCAGGAACUGCUGAGGCCAGCCCGCAACUUGGCGAGGCUUCUCCUGAGUCACAACCCUGGGUUGUCAGUUAUCGCUCCCCGGGCGCUAUCCGGCUUGCCGCGCCUCCAGCACCUAGAUCUCAGCUUCGACGGCCUCACUGGCAUCAGCCAGGACCUCCUGGAUGGUCUCCCGGCCACUGUUUCUAUCCGGUUGGCCGGUAACCCUUGGCUCUGCGGCUGCUCCAUGGAGCCACUCCUGAAAUGGGUGACCAGGAACCUCCAUCAGUGCAAUUCCGAUUCCAGGGAAGUGGAGUGUGCUGGUCCCCCAGAGGUCAAAGGUAUUCCACUCUUCACCCUGACCGAAGAGAGUUUUAAGGCGUGCCAUUUCUCAUUGACGCUGGAUGACUAUCUUUUCAUCGCCUUCGUUGGCUUCAUCGUGUCCAUUGCCUCGGUUGCCACAAACUUCCUCCUGGGGAUUACUGCCAACUGCUGCCAUCGCUGGAACAAGGCAAACGAAGAGGAAGAGAUGUGACACCUCCCUCCCCCAACUUUGGUGGGCAAACCAACCGCAAAGCUGCAAGGUUAGACCGGUAUUUUGGCUCCUCACAUUUAGCCCAUGUGAGGGAAGAGCGAGGGAGGAGAAAUGGGGAUGAGAUCACAAUGAAGACGAUGUGUCUUGUCAGGGGAAGAGCCUGGCGUUCACGAAGAAACCCACUUUUCCUUUUAUAUUCUUGCUGUCUUCGGUACUGAGAAGGAACCGAGGAAGAUAUGGAUUUGACUCCACCAGCUGUGACCCUCUGAGCAAGGCUAGUGAAGAAAACAGGUCAUUUUUGAGUGCCGUUGAACCUAAUGAUUUGGAGAGGCUGAGUUUGUACUUACACUUGGAAAUUACUCCUAUGGGAGUCUUUGACGAUGUUAGAGGGUGAUCUUGGAGAAUUCAAGUUUCUUGGCAUUGUAGCCAUUACAACUGGAGAGCUAAGCCUUAUUGUUUGUGCUGUUACUACAAUUGAAGAUCAGAGUUGACUCCAAAUCAUUCAAUUGUAAUCGUCACCUCAGUUGUCAAGCAAUGGAGGAUGCAGGUUGAAUCUACUCAUUUACCAAGUCAGUUUUAACUGAGAUUGCAAUGGUGGAAAAUGACUGAGACUUUGCAACUUUGAAAUUCAGAUGAGAAGGAAGACUUUGAAAAGCUCACUCAUUUUUACAAUCGGCUGUGAGGAAAAUCUGAUUGAAGAUGAUCUGAUAAGUGAAGACCAGAA
This is a messenger RNA of Rhincodon typus (whale shark), 2015 nucleotides long. Its product is annotated as leucine-rich repeat-containing protein 55. The record is from RefSeq and is a predicted model, not a curated record. The transcript has 3 exons. Gene Ontology annotation, cellular component: voltage-gated potassium channel complex. Gene Ontology annotation, molecular function: voltage-gated potassium channel activity; potassium channel activator activity; transmembrane transporter binding. Lineage: Eukaryota; Metazoa; Chordata; Chondrichthyes; Orectolobiformes; Rhincodontidae. The coding region runs from base 452 to 1291 and encodes 279 amino acids.